This is a messenger RNA of Sebastes umbrosus (honeycomb rockfish), 3204 nucleotides long. RefSeq names its product component of oligomeric golgi complex 1 (gene cog1). Gene Ontology annotation, biological process: intra-Golgi vesicle-mediated transport. Gene Ontology annotation, cellular component: Golgi apparatus; COG complex. The record is from RefSeq and is a predicted model, not a curated record. The transcript has 15 exons. The coding region runs from base 75 to 3122 and encodes 1015 amino acids. Lineage: Eukaryota; Metazoa; Chordata; Actinopteri; Perciformes; Sebastidae.
CAGCAGGAAGUUCACUCCUGUUCUCCCUUCCGGGUUAAAUCUCCUGGAACAGCUGAAGUUGUUUUGGAGGAGCGAUGGCCGAGGAUCCUGCUCUGUCUAUCCGGGUCUCGGAGAUCAGGGACCCGGCGGCUCUCUUCGAGCGGUACAACACCGCGGAGAUCCGCCGGGUCGAGCACAAGGUCCGCGGGGAGAUCGAGCAGAAGAAGGAGGAGCUGAGGCAGAUGGUCGGUGAGCGCUACCGGGACCUGAUCGACGCCGCCGACACCAUCGGAGAGAUGAGGCAGUGCUCGGAGAGCGUAGUCCUGUCCAUCCAGGACAUGCACCAGUACUGCCACAAGCUGAAGCAAGGCAGAGCCAGCGUGACCAGCUCCAGACAGGAGAGCCAGAUGCAGUGGCAGGAGAAGUUCUACACCAUGGCCUCUCAGAUCAAGCUCCUCCUGGAGAUCCCAGAGCGCAUCUGGAGCGCCAUGGAGGCGUCCCAGUACCUCCAGGCCACCCAGCUCUACCUGCUGUGUUGCCACCUGCACAGUCUGCUGCACCUGGAGGCCGCUACGGGGGGCCAUUACAGCCCCGUCCUGGCCCGCUUCCCCAUUCUGAUCCGGCAGGUAGCCACCACCGGUCACUUCAGGUCCGUCAUUCUCCUGGACAGCAGGUCUCUGCUGCGGGGCCGCGCGGUGUCCGACCAGGCCAUCGCUGAGGCCCUGGUGUCCACCAUGCUGCUGGAGGACAGCUCACCACGCCAGGCCCUGGCUGACUUCUUACUAGCCCGGAAGGCCUCCAUCCAUCAGCUGCUCAACCAACCACAGCAUGGUGCAGGGAUUAAGGCCCAGGUGUGCAGCCUGGUGGAGCUGCUGGUCACCACUCUGUUCCAGGCGUACGCUGUCUUCUACCUGCCCCCAGAGGGAAGCCCCAGGCCGGUGGAGGGAGCCCUGAGCUGUGGCAUGCUCUUUUCUAUCCUGGAGAAUGUCACCUCCACCACAUAUCUAGCUAAAGACAGGAGGGUGUUGCAGGAAGAGACGAGUACAGGCAGCUGGUUCAAGUACCUGCCUCCUUCCAUCACUGAGUUCCAGCCCGCCCUUCGCACCCUGGCUCAGCCAAUCCAGAGAGAGCAGCUCCGGGACACCCUGCAGCAGUGGAUCGACACCUGUAAGGAGGAUAUUUGCCGUGGCGUUGGCAGCCUUCUGGUCUAUGUGAAGAGCCUGAAGGGGUUGGCAGCCAUUAGAGACGCCGUGUGGGACCUCCUGUCCACCGAGUCCAUCAGUCAGCACUGGAGCGCAGUGUGUCAGCGGCUGCUGGAGCAGCCCCUGGCUGUCUGGGAUGACUUCCUGCAGCAGCUCUUCCUUAAACGCCUGCAGGCCAUCACCAAAGAAGAAACUGAAGCCAUCUCAACGAGCUCCGUCCAGCUCCUCACCUCAGCUGUGAGGGAUCUUGAGAGCCAGACCAUUCAUACUUCUUCAGGUACCAACACCGGCUCGGGCCGCGGGGCCCAGUAUGAGGUAGACGUGGCAUCCUACCUGUGGUCGGAGUCUCCGGGAGACCUGCUGAGCGACGCGGGGUGGGUCAGCGUGAGCCAGCGGGGGCAGCAGCACCAAAGAAGUAGCCUGGCCAUGAAGACCCAGGCCCUGACGCCCUGCGUUCAAAACUUCUGCUCUUCCCUGGAUGCUAAGCUAAAGGCCAGGCUGGAUGACCUGCAGUACUACCUUCCCUCCCAAGACAAAGGGUCCGACUCCAUCUCAGUCACUUCCUCUGGUCCCAAAGAGAGUUCGUCAGCAUCCUCUUUCAACCGCUUCACGGACUCGCCGGCAGUGGAGGAGGCUUUACGCGAAGGCUGCGUGGCCUGCGUCCGCCACAUCCUGUCCUCCAUCCGCUCCGAACUGGCCGCGGCCUCGCCUGAACCCAGCCCCGCCUGCCUCAGUUCGGUCCUUUUCAUGGCCAGACUGUGCCAGUCCAUGGGCGAACUCUGCCCCAACCUGAAGCAUUGCAUCCUGGGAAAGCAGAGGGGGUCUGAGGCCACAGCGAAGCUGACCCCCAGACAGGGCAAGAAGCUGGGCAAAGCCAGGGCCGCCACGGAGGUCAGCCCCGCCCAGGCCAAGUGGGCGGGUCUAAAGGAGGAGCUUCUGGUUUGCAGCAUGGAGGCCUACCGCAUCUGGAGCUCCGCCCUCUCCAAAGUCCUGCUGGAUAAGUUUGGCACGGCGCUGCAUGCUGAGUCUGCUGGUGCCAUCCUAACAACGGCAACAAACUGGGAGGAUCUGGAGAUCCAAGAAGAAGCAGAGUCGGGGAGCAGCGUCACAUCCAAAAUCCGUCUUCCAGUCCAGCCGUCUUGGUUCGUGCAAUCGCUGCUCUUCCAGCUGUGUGUGGAGGUGAACAGAGUGGGGGGCCACGCCCUGCCCCGGCCCACCCUGCAGGAGCUGCUGCAGGCCUGUCUGGCUCAGGCCCUGCACCACUACCACAGCCUCACACAGCAGGACCUCAGCAGGGAGGGGGUGUUUCCAAUGACUCAGAACCGAGCCCUGCAGCUGUUGUUUGACCUCCGAUACCUCAACACCACGCUGGGCAGCAAAGCAGAGGAGGGCAAGAGCUCCCGAUCCCACCAAGACCCCAGAUUCCACGAAGUCUGUGAUUGGCUGGAGGGCUACAUCGACCCGUUUGACCUGGACGUGUUCACACCUCCGCUCAACACCAACCUCAACCGCCUGUCCCAGAGGACCUCGGUGCUGCUGGGGCUGCUGACCGGCUCGGAGAAGCAGUUUGCUCUGCGGAGCAGCAGUGUGAACUCCCAGGAGCCUUACAACAUCCUGCCACUGGCCAGCAGCCAGAUCAGGUUCGGUUUGCUGCCUCUCAGCAUGUCCAAUGUGCGUAAACCCAAGUCAGCCACCACCAGGAGCUCUGAUGCUCCUCACCAGUUGAUGACCAACAAGAAAAUCCACCAGAACCUCAUCAAACCUGACGUGGUCUCCUUCCUCCAGCAGGCACCUCCAUCCUCCUCUUCCUCCUCCUCCUCCGCAGCCCGCGAGGACAGCUUCCGGCCCGGCAGCCUGUUCAGACAGCUGGCCGAUCAGGACGAAGACACAGCUGCUCCUUCUUUAUUCAAACUCAGCUGGCUGUCUGGCAUGGCCAAAUAACCCUCUACCGCUCCACACUUUGCAGAAACUUUGUAAAAAAAAUAACAUGUACAGUAAAUAUAAUUUUGUCUUUCGAGAAAUA